GGUCACAUGACUGGUCACAUGCCCGUGACGUCAUCAGGUCCUUCUGCCGUCUAUCUCCCGGCCGCUCUGUGCGGUUGGAGGACCUGCGGCUCCCGAUGCUGUGUUUCGGUUUCGGGUUUAGCAGGUUCGGGCAGUUCGGGUCGGGAGCAGAAGUCACCCGAAACCUCCCGGUGCCCGUACAGGGCCAAGGGGCGGACACCGAGAAGAAGAGCGUCCUCAGAGCCGUCCCGUCCUGGAGCUAUAACGCCCUCCUGACAGAUGAGGGGUCUCUCCUGCUCUCCGGUUGGGUCGGUGGGAGUCCGCAGCAGCUCGUCCGUUUCCCCGAGGUGAGUUGUCGCGAUGUUCUGCCAUCAGAGAAAUAUCUUAUCGUCCUUAUGGAAGAACGAGCAGAAUGCUGGGAGGUCGGCAGCCUGGACUGUGCGGGGACGAUGCCAGACGCCGUGUGGAAGAAGGAGCUGGAUGAUGGACACAGCACAGAUUUCCCCCUGGUAUCUGGGGGUCAUGUUCUACCUCACACCCCCUUCUUCAAGGAGUUGCCCCCCACCCUUCAGGCUCAGAAGAUGGCGCUGGGGCAGGAGCACGCUGUUCUGCUGACAUCAGACGGGACGGUGCUGACCUGGGGAGCAGGAAGACACGGACAGCUGGGACACGGAGAUGUGGAGGACGUGGCGGAACCACGGAUAGUGGAAGCUCUGCAGGGAGUGACCAUGUGUGAGGUGGGUGCCGGGGGAUGGCACAGCGGAUCAAUCAGCGAGAGCGGGGACUUGUAUUGCUGGGGGUGGAAUGAAUCCGGACAGCUCGGGCUUCCCUCAAAGGCUUCACUACCGUUACCAGUUCUGUCUGGAGAAGGACCUGCGGCCGGAGGUGAACAAGAUGGAGAAGGCGAAUAUAUCGCCAUUCAGUCUUUCCCGGCUCUGAUUGAUUUACCGCAGGAAUCAGAAGCGGCGAAAGUCAGCUGUGGAUCCCGCCAUACGGCCGCCGUUACCCGUAAGGACCUGUCUGUACUUUAA
Messenger RNA from Hyla sarda, 1010 nucleotides. It is a transcript of the gene RCCD1, whose product is annotated as RCC1 domain containing 1. The record is from RefSeq and is a predicted model, not a curated record. Bases 96 to 1010 code for a protein of 304 amino acids. NCBI's taxonomy places the organism in Eukaryota, Metazoa, Chordata, Amphibia, Anura, Hylidae. The transcript has 7 exons.